Molecule: messenger RNA, 1332 nt
Organism: Apus apus (common swift)
Lineage: Eukaryota; Metazoa; Chordata; Aves; Apodiformes; Apodidae
Product: elongin BC and Polycomb repressive complex 2-associated protein-like
Exons: 5
Coding region: 1-828 (275 amino acids)
Source: RefSeq, a predicted model, not a curated record
AUGAACUUCACCCUGGGACCCCCGGCGUCCGCCGACAGGGAACCCACCAGGCGGCCCACAGCAGCUGCGGCAGCAGACGAGGCCGACCCCGUCCCGCCGAGCUGCCCCGGGGAUGGCGGGGAAGAGCGGACUGUCGCUCCCCCGGGUCCGUUUCCCUCCCGGCCACGUCGUCGGAGCCUUGUGACACGCUGGCUUGGCGGCAAGACCGAGGGGUGCCCCAAGCUGGCUGCCGCGGCCGCGCUGGCGCGCCGGCCGCCCCGCCGCACGGCGGCUACCGAGGCCCGGGCACGGCGCCCCGCCGCUCCCCCGACCGAGCCUCGGCGGGAGCCGAAAUACCGGAUCAAAACUUUCUUCUCUCCACCCACUGGGGGAUAUAAAUAUUCGGGAGGGCCGGGCCCCGGAGAAGGUGGGGAGGGGAAGCAGGUGGCACGACGUCGCCCGUGGCCAGCGGGGACGUGCGUGGAGCCGGGGGAGGAAGGUGGGCACGAGUGCUGCCGGCGACGAACACCGACAAUAAAACACGGCGCAGGCAGCGCCGUGCCAGGGACGGGGAGCGGAGCGGGGGCCGGACCGAAUCACAAGUUGUCUUUACCUUCCUCCCGGGAGGAGCGCCGUGGUGGAUGUCGCUGCUCUGCCUCUCGGCAAGAGGGCUCUUCAAAGGACAAUCUGAAGAAAUCGGACUGCCUGCACUGGAAUGCUCACAGAGCUUGUCUCGUGUAUGGUGCUGAUGGCUGGGACACAGAUAGAGGCCCAGAAAGGCACACAGGUGUAAAAGAUCACAUGGCUCCUAAACAAACACCAACAAAAAUAUACAUUGCUUUUAACUAACAGAAAGUGAAAAUCCUCAAGAUGUCUGAUUUCAAGGGAAAUUUAAAAAUGAGGAUGAACAGUUCAAAUUUUGACGUCUGUGACCAGGAUUUUUGCAGUCAUUCUAAAGUGAAAACCAGGAGGAGAGGCAUCAGGAAAAGGGUAUGUGCAACUUCCUGUGCUGGCUGAGUCCCACUGAGCACAUGAAGCAGCUGGUGCUGACGAGGCACCUUUGGAUGGUCCCUGUAUGAUGCGGUGGGUCUAACUGCAGCUGUCACAUGAGCAGAAAAGAGCAACUAAGUAAAGGGCAGGUCAAUCACCACCAACACCCCAGCCAACAGUAACCCAAACCUCCAUGGAGAGACAGGAUUAUGAAGCCCAUUAAAGUGGGACACCAUGUAGCCCAGAGUUUGACUAAGGUAUAUGUCAGUGUCACAUUGCCCACAGUCAUCUGUGGAGCUAGGCACCUUUGCCUACAAUGUGCUACUGACAGUUCUUCAGCUCCUGGGCCACUUCUAGCCCUAA